CGAGGCGGUGCAGGAAGCCGACUGGAGCUGGCGGCUCUUGCUACUGCCGGUACCGCUUAACCUCCCGCAUCCGGAGCGCCGCUGCCUGGCUUGCGGCCGCCCGGCUUUCCGAGAGAGCGUGCUUCCCUCCCGCAUGCACAGCUGCGCCUGGCCGGGUAGGGUCAGCUGCGGGAGAUUGAGGAUGGGGGAGUAGCUGCUGGUGGCGACUCCGCAACACCGAGAUUCAGUUGAGAGACGAUAUUAUGUUUGGGUCACCCUUGGAGUAAUUGGACAGAACUUCUCAAUCUUGCAGAUUCAUCACCUGGAACCAGCAGUGUUUCUUAAUGUUCACUUAAAUCAGAACUUGUAUAAGGAAAGAAAUGGGAGUCUGGUUAAAUAAAGAUGACUGUGUGAGAGACUUGAGAAAGGUCAUUCUCUGUUUUUUAAUAGUGUGUAUGGCCAUUUUGGUGGUCUCAGAUCAGGAUUUUUACAGUUUACUUGGCGUAUCCAAAACUGCAAGCAGUAGACAAAUACGACAAGCUUUCAAGAAGUUGGCAUUGAAGCUUCAUCCUGAUAAAAACCCGAAUAACCCAAAUGCACAUAGUGAUUUUUUAAAAAUAAAUAGAGCAUACGAAGUACUCAAAGACGAAGAUCUGAGGAAAAAGUAUGACAAAUAUGGAGAAAAGGGAUUGGCAGAUAAUCAAGAAGGAGGCCAGUAUGAAAGCUGGAAUUAUUAUCGUUACGAUUUUGGUAUUUAUGAUGAUGAUCCUGAAAUCAUAACAUUGGAUAGAAGAGAAUUUGAUGCUGCUGUUAACUCAGGGGAACUGUGGUUUGUGAACUUUUACUCCCCGGGAUGUUCGCACUGCCAUGAUUUAGCUCCCACGUGGAGAGACUUCGCUAAAGAAGUGGAUGGAUUACUUCGAAUUGGAGCCGUUAACUGUGGCGAUGAUAGAAGGCUUUGCCGAAUGAAAGGAGUGAACAGUUAUCCUAGCCUCUUCAUUUUUAGGUCUGGAAUGGCUGCAGUGAAAUACCAUGGUGACAGAUCAAAGGAAAGUUUAGUGAGUUUCGCCAUGCAGCAUGUUAAAAGUACAGUGACAGAAUUAUGGACAGGGAAUUUUGUUAAUGCCAUACAAACUGCUUUUGCUGCUGGUAUCGGCUGGCUGAUCACUUUUUGUUCCAAAGGAGGAGAUUGUUUGACUUCACAGACACGUCUCAGGCUUAGUGGCAUGUUGGAUGGUCUUGUCAAUGUAGGCUGGAUGGACUGUGCCACCCAGGCCAACCUUUGUACAAGUCUGGAUAUUACAACAAGCACUACUGCCUAUUUUCCUCCUGGAGCCACUUUAAAUAGCAAAGAGAAAAGCAGUGUUUUGUUUCUUAAUUCAUUGGAUGCUAAAGAAAUAUAUUUGGAAAUAAUGCAUAAUCUUCCAGAUUUUGAACUACUUUCGGCAGACACACUAGAGGAUCGUUUGGCUCAUCAUCGAUGGCUCUUAUUUUUUUAUUUUGGAGAAAAUGGAAAUUCAACUGAUCCUGAGUUGAAGAAACUAAAGACUCUACUUAAAAAUGAACAUAUUCAAAUUGGCAAGUUUGACUGUUCCUCUGCACCGGCCAUCUGCAGUGAUCUCUAUGUUUUCCAGCCAUGUCUAGCAGUGUUUAAAGGACAAGGAACCAAAGAAUAUGAGAUUCAUCAUGGAAAGAAGAUCCUUUAUGAUAUACUUGCCUUUGCCAAAGAAAGUGUUCAUUCUCAUGUUACCACACUUGGACCUCAGAAUUUUCCUGCCAGUCACAAAGAACCAUGGCUUGUUGAUUUUUUUGCCCCUUGGUGUCCACCAUGUCGAGCUUUAUUGCCAGAGUUACGAAAAGCAUCAAAGCAUCUUUAUGGUCAGCUUAAGUUUGGUACACUAGAUUGUACAGUCCAUGAGGGGCUCUGUAACAUGUAUAACAUCCAGGCUUACCCAACAACAGUGGUGUUCAACCAGUCCAACGUGCACGAGUAUGAAGGACAUCACUCUGCCGAACAGAUCCUGGAGUUCAUAGAGGAUCUUAGGAAUCCUUCGGUGAUCUCCCUGACACCUGGUACUUUCAGUGAACUAGUUAAACAAAGAAAACAUGACGAAGUCUGGAUGGUUGAUUUCUAUUCUCCGUGGUGUCAUCCAUGUCAAGUUUUAAUGCCAGAAUGGAAAAGAAUGGCCCGGACAUUAACUGGGCUGAUCAAUGUGGGCAGCAUAGACUGCCAACAGUAUCAUUCUUUUUGUGCCGAAGAAAAUGUUCAGAGAUACCCUGAGAUAAGAUUUUAUCCCUCAAAAUCAAGUAAAGGUUAUCAAUACCAUAGUUACAAUGGUUGGAAUAGGGAUGCCUAUUCCCUAAGAAUCUGGGGCCUAGGAUUUUUGCCUCAAGCGUCCAUAGAUCUAACACCUCAGACCUUCAAUGAAAAAGUCUUACAAGGGAAAAACCAUUGGGUGGUUGACUUCUAUGCUCCUUGGUGUGGACCUUGCCAAAACUUUGCUCCCGAGUUUGAGCUCUUGGCUAGGAUGAUUAAAGGAAAAGUGAAAGCUGGAAAAGUAGACUGUCAGGCUUAUGCUCAAAUAUGCCAGAAAGCUGGUAUCAGAGCCUACCCAACUGUCAAGUUUUAUCCCUACGAAACAGCAAAGAGAAAUAUCUGGGGAGAGCAAAUAGAUUCCAGAGAUGCAAAAGAGAUUGCUAACUUAAUACAUGAAAAAUUGGAAAGUCUCCAAAAAGAUGGAAAGAGAAAUAAGGAUGAGCUUUAAUAAUAUUGAAGAUGAAGAAAAAAUGAAAAAUUCUGACAAGUGGUGACAUCAGAAGACAUCGUCUUAGACUGUUACUACAUUUGUGGUGGGAAUAGAAGAACGUUACAUUGGACGUGUAAUUGUACCAUCGAAAUUCUAUACAACAUUGGUAUGAAUGAAGGGUCUGCAAGCCUUUUCUGCUAAGGGUCCGAUCAUAAAUAUUUUAGGCUUUGUGGACCAUAUGCAGUUCUUGGUCACAUAUGGUUGUUUUGUUUUGGUUUGGUUUGGUUUGGUUUGGUUUUUGUUUUGUUUUGUUUUACAACCCUUUGAAAAAUGUACAAACCAUUCUUAGCUGAGGGCCAUCCACUAAAAGGCCACAAGCCACAUGCAGUCCUCAGGCCACAGGUUGCUGACUACUGGAGAUGGUGUUUGGGCCGGCUGGCUUGAACAGGAGCCUCUGCUAGUAUGUGCCGAAGUGGUACAGUGUGAACUUCAUCACUUAAAGCGUUGUGACUCAUCUGAAAAGGGAGAACUUGGUUUUCCGUCACCUGUUCUUCUAGCAAUUCUUUAAAAUUGGUUCUCUAAUCAUAUAUUUCAUUUAAAAAACAUGAUGUGGCAAAAUAAAUUGAUAUCCUAUUUUCAUGAUAUAGUGAAGAGAUCUUCAUUUUCUUCCCUUACUUAAAGGUUGAAUAAUUGAUUUUAAUUUUUCACAAUUGAGAAAAAAAUUUUUACAGUAAGUAAACAAAUUCUAUAGAUUACCACAGCAUUCAGAAAUAUCUGUGGAAAAAAUAUGUAUAGCAAUUAACAGAACACUGUAGAGUAUCCCAAAUAUAUCAAGUAUUUAGAGUUCUAUAUUUUAAAGAUUUGUCUUAAUUUAUUUUCUAAGUGUUUUUCAUAAAAGUUUUCCCUGUGAUAAUAAGUAACUUUGAAGCAUCUUUCUAAUAUUUAUGGUUUUGCCUUCUGGACUCUUGAUGUGUGUCUUUUGUUUACAUUUGCCUUUAUUCAUAGUUGUGUUUUACUCUUGACUAAUCUCUUCAUUAUUCAAAUAGGAAAAAGAACUUUGCAGUUUUAUUUCACUUUAAGUCACGAUGAUACUGCGGUCAUUCCAGUUGUUAAUCCACUGUUGGAGGCUGCCAUGUUCAGAUAAAUAUUGGCACAAUAACAAGUUAUUUUUCUAAGAAAAUUAAGUACAUAAAUCUAAAGAUGAGACCUUUUAGUUUCUGAGUCAUUCAGACUCAGUCCAAAUAUUGUUUCCUUGCCUUUUAACAAAGCAUUGUUAGAUAUAAUUUAGGGUGUAUGGGAUGGUAAAAACCCCAGUAUAACUCUAAAGGGGUCUGUAAAUUUAAAAAAAUACUCAGUUUUCCCAAAAACCUUUUAGGAUUAUGCUUUAUUAUAUUGGAAGUUUUUAUUUUUUUAGUACCACUUUAACCUCCUUCCCCGAUGUUUCCUUAUAAAUAUUUACAAUUACAAUUUAUAGAAAAAGUAAUAGAUUUUUUAUUUUCAAGUGUAACCCCGUACUUUACAGUCUCUCUCAUAUUGUUUUUAGUGUAUUUCUUACCUCCUUAUCUUAGAUUUCAUUUUACACAUGUAGGCACAUACAGAAGAAUCGCCACUUUGAGCCUUAAUUUAACCUUGUUGAAUUAUGAUCAGUAAUGGCAAGUGCCUUUUAUUUAUUAAAUUUUCAAAGCCUAGAAAAUUCUUUAAAUUAGCUUGUUUCUAUAAGAAUCCAAAAAUGGAAUGCCUAAGGAAGUCCUCGUAAAUACUGACUGAGUUACCGUACCAGCUACAGGAACACCAGUGUGCUGGACACUGAGGAGAGUACAGAUGGACGUGAAGGCAUCGGCCCCAUCUCCCAAGUUUAUGUCACUCUCAGUUCUGACCCUGAAUCCAUAAACAAGUAAAUAAGUGACUGUAUACUACUGCCUGUAAUUCCAAAUUUAAUUGAAAACAUCUUAAGCAGUACAUAUAGUAGUAAAAUUAUAUAUCCUAUAAUUUGGCCUCAGUACAAACCUGUGGAAUCGGCUCUGAGGCCAGUGCUGCCUGGGAGUCAUGUUAAGUACUACGUAUCGUAUUAGUAAUACAUAUCAAGAGGCUAUUUUCUUCAAUCAUAUCAGCGUCGUUGGGUAAUUAAAAAACAGCUGACAGAAUUAAAGGUUUUAAUGGCUGCACUAGUGCAGUGGAGCACCUCCAAGAGUGCCACGUCCCUCGGCAGCACCGUUGUGUAUGAGGGUGGCCUCAGGUGACACGGCACGUCUCUAGCAGAGCAGAGUGCGUGUUGUUGGGCAGCUGGGUGUGAAAAUCAGAUGCAUUCGAUUGUGUGAAACCAUUUGUAAUUUCUGUUCUUGGCAUUAAUCAUGCUUGCCUAUCUCAGUUUCCCAGUUUUUAUUGAACAUCUUUCCUAUCUUUUUUAAUUAAAGUAUAUGAUUAAGAUGAAGUAAAAAUAAAAUGAAAUAAUUAUUAUAUAA
This is a messenger RNA of Phyllostomus hastatus (greater spear-nosed bat), 5188 nucleotides long. RefSeq names its product DnaJ heat shock protein family (Hsp40) member C10 (gene DNAJC10). Lineage: Eukaryota; Metazoa; Chordata; Mammalia; Chiroptera; Phyllostomidae. The transcript is spliced from 23 exons. Gene Ontology annotation, cellular component: endoplasmic reticulum. Gene Ontology annotation, molecular function: disulfide oxidoreductase activity. Bases 360 to 2744 code for a protein of 794 amino acids. Gene Ontology annotation, biological process: protein folding in endoplasmic reticulum. The record is from RefSeq and is a predicted model, not a curated record.